Oncorhynchus tshawytscha (Chinook salmon) is the source of this 1833-nucleotide messenger RNA. RefSeq names its product T-complex protein 1 subunit theta-like. Gene Ontology annotation, biological process: protein folding. The record is from RefSeq and is a predicted model, not a curated record. The transcript has 2 exons. NCBI's taxonomy places the organism in Eukaryota, Metazoa, Chordata, Actinopteri, Salmoniformes, Salmonidae. Gene Ontology annotation, molecular function: ATP-dependent protein folding chaperone; ATP binding. Bases 1 to 1833 code for a protein of 610 amino acids.
AUGAUAAUUGACGACCACACCCCAGCAACAGACACUCCCAAAAUCCCUAAGAUCCCCAGUUGGCCCGGGAUCCCUAAGCAACGUCCCCAGGAGGCCCUCCAUGUAGAGCCCAUUGUGGCCCUGGGCCAGCGUCUCCGCCCAUGCUACGGUCCCAGGGGCUUAGUAAAAUCCCUUCUCUUUCGCUUCCCCCACGGCUUCUCCAGCUCCCCAGUCACCAGCCCUGACACCCUCUCCGUCCUAACCCACAUGGCUCUGGAGGACCCCUCCGCCCUCACCCUGGCCUCCGCAGCCUCUACCCAGGCCAGAGAGCACGGUGAUGGGGCAGGGAUGGUCCUCCUCCUGGCCGCCUCUCUCCUAACCCAGGCCAAGGACCUACUAACCCUGGGGGUGACUGGGGCUGAGAUCCAGGGGGGCUACCGCCAGGCGUGUGGCAGGGCCCUGGCUCUGUUAGAGGGGAUGGCCUGUGGGGCCCUAAAGGACCCCAGGGAGGAGCUGGAUGUGAGGGCCAUCCUGGGACCCUUCCUCUCCUCCUGGCAGCCAGGGUUCGAAGCCCUGCUGUCGGGGGUGGUGGCCCGGUGCUGUGUUCACAGCUGGAGACCCAUAACUUCUGGUGACCGAGGAGAGGUGUGGGAAGGAGUUACCUUUGACCCCAGCUGUGUCAGAGUGUGUACGGUGCUAGAGAAGGCUAUACCAGACCAGGGUUCAGAGACCGAGGAUGGACAGAUAGAAACAGAUGGAGAGGAGCUGAUACAGACCAAGGGAGAGGGGGAGGAGAGGACUGGAGUUGAAGAAGUUCAGAUGAUGAAGGAGGAGGGGAAGGAAACGGGGAAAGAGAUGGAGAGUGAAAGGACUGCAGAGGCUAGUGAAGUGGAGGAGGGAGAAAACGAGACCAACAAUAAUGAGUCACUCAGAGAGGAAGAAACAGAGGAAGAGGUAGAGAACCAAGUUAAGCGGAGAAUAUGUCAGAAGAUGGAGGAUGCUAUAAAACAAAUGGAUGAUGAAGAAACGGAGGAUGAUGAAGGUAAGGAAGAAAAUACGUCUGACGACUGGGUGGAUCUGGGCCUGGAGAUAUGGAGAGGGAGCUUUGCCAAGCUCAUUUCCCACUGCUCCACUCAGAGACAGAUUUACAAGCAUAUCACCUCGGUCCGCUCUGCCCAGCGCAGGCGACGACUACACAGGCCUAAAGGGCAUCUGACAAGCCCAACAACCCACCACCACCACUCACGCAAAAAGACCCGCCAGUCACCCAGGAAAACCCCCACCAGUAUCCCUCUCUGGGCCAGUGUAGUGGUGGAGGAGCCCCUGGACGAGGAGGCCUGCUGUAAGGUCACAGUGACUGUCCGUAGCCCAGACCAGGCCCUGCUGAUUAGCGCAGAGGCUGCAUUACGUGCCUCCCUGCGGGUUUACUGCUCCCUCCUAGCAGAGCCCCGGGUGGUCCCCGGGGCUGGAGCCUCUGAAGUGGGCUUGGCCGCGGGGCUGACCCAGAAUGGGUUAACCCUGGUGGGCAUGGAGCAGCUGGCCGUUCAUGCCUUCGCCCAGGCCCUGCUGGAGCCAGUCAAAGCCCUGGGAGAGAAUGGAGGGACCCCAGCGGAACUGGCCGUGCUGAGAGGAUACAAACGACGAUGGAAGGGCAAGAUGGACGGGACCAAGGGAGCGUAUCGAGGUGUGUUGGACAGGCUAGGGUGUAAGGCUAGUGCCAUAGAGAAAGCUACAAAGGCCUCACUAGUUGUCCUCACUGAACUCCUGAGCCAGAUAGCGACGGAGGAGGACAAGACCAAAAUCUUCUUCCCAGUUACCACAGAACAGGCAUGGCUCCCUUCACUGCCUCCAUAG